Messenger RNA from Colletotrichum graminicola M1.001, 1929 nucleotides. RefSeq lists its product as uncharacterized. The record is from RefSeq and is a predicted model, not a curated record. Bases 1 to 1929 code for a protein of 642 amino acids. Gene Ontology annotation, molecular function: protein serine/threonine kinase activity; ATP binding. The transcript is spliced from 3 exons. NCBI's taxonomy places the organism in Eukaryota, Fungi, Ascomycota, Sordariomycetes, Glomerellales, Glomerellaceae. Gene Ontology annotation, biological process: protein phosphorylation.
AUGUCGUGGAAGUUGACGAAGAAGCUCAAGGAGACCCAUCUGGGUCCCUUGGCCAACACCUUCUCCCGCUCGCCGUCUACUUCUACCAUCACCGACAGCAGCGAAAAAGCCCAACCCAACAUGUCGGGCACAGCGACGCCCACGAAUGAGGGAACCAUUGCUGCCUCUGAGGCCAUGGCGCAAGCACCAGUUGUCAACCCCCCGAAGCCCGGCAUCCUCGUCGUCACUCUCCACGAGGGCCAGGGCUUCUCCCUUCCCGAACAACACAGACAAGCCUUUGCUUCCUCACACCAAGGUUCGCUGUCAUCCGGCGGCGCUCUCGGCGCUGCUGGCUCCGUCCGCCCCUCUUCCUCACAACGAGGAGCUGUCGGCUCUUUCAUUAACGGCGCCUCCCGCCCACAGACUUCUGGUGGCGGCUUUACCGGUAUCCCCACUAACCACGGUCGUAUUUCUGGCAAGUACAUGCCCUACGCCUUGCUGGACUUCGACAAAAUGCAGGUCUUUGUCAACUCAGUCGAAGGGACGCCAGAGAACCCCCUCUGGGCUGGAGGAAAUACCCAAUACAAGUUCGAUGUCUCUCGCGUAACAGAGCUCGUCAUUCACCUGUACAUGCGCAACCCCAUGGCCCCUCCUGGAUCCGGCCGUAGCCAGGACAUCUUCCUCGGUGUGGCCCGCAUUAACCCCCGCUUUGAGGAGAAGCACCAGUUCGUCGAGGACCCCAAGGCGAACAAGAAGGACCGCGAGAAGGCCGCGGCAGAAUUCGCCAGUCGCCAGCGUUCGCUCGGUCACAGCGGAGUCGAGUGGGUGGAUGUGCAGUACGGUACCGGAAAGGUCAAGAUCGGUGUCGAGUACGUCGAGAACCGCGCGGGCAAGCUCAAGAUUGAGGACUUUGAGCUACUCAAGGUUGUCGGCAAGGGCAGCUUCGGCAAGGUCAUGCAAGUGCGCAAGAAGGACACGAACCGAAUCUAUGCGCUCAAGACGAUCCGCAAGGCGCACAUCAUCUCCCGCUCCGAAGUCGCCCACACCCUCGCCGAGCGGUCAGUGCUGGCGCAGAUCAACAACCCCUUCAUCGUGCCUCUCAAAUUCACCUUCCAGUCGCCCGAGAAGCUCUACUUUGUGUUGGCCUUCGUUAAUGGAGGCGAGCUGUUCCACCACCUGCAGAAGGAGCAAAGAUUCGACGUUAACCGCUCUCGAUUCUACACGGCCGAGCUUCUUUGCGCACUCGAAUGUCUCCACGGAUUCAACGUUAUCUACCGUGAUCUCAAGCCUGAGAACAUUCUGCUCGACUACCAAGGCCACAUCGCUCUGUGCGAUUUCGGUCUCUGCAAGCUGGACAUGAAGGACGAGGACAGAACCAACACUUUCUGCGGCACCCCCGAGUAUCUGGCUCCAGAGCUACUCAUGGGCCAGGGGUACAACAAGACGGUGGACUGGUGGACGCUGGGCGUCCUUUUGUACGAGAUGUUGACAGGCUUGCCGCCCUUCUACGAUGAGAACACGAACGAAAUGUACCGCAAGAUUCUCUCGGAGCCCCUCCACUUCCCCGGCCACGACGUCGUCCCGCCGGCGGCUAAGGACCUUCUGACGAAGCUGCUCAACCGCGACCCUAAGGAGCGUCUCGGUGCCAACGGAUCAGCCGAGAUCAAGGCGCACCCCUUUUUCCACGCCAUCGACUGGCGCAAGCUUCUGCAGCGCAAGUACGAGCCUGCGUUCAAACCCAACGUGGUGGACGCCCUCGACACGGCCAACUUUGACCCCGAGUUCACGUCAGAAGCCCCCCAGGAUUCUUACGUGGAGGGCCCGAUGCUCUCGCAGACGAUGCAGAACCAAUUCCAGGGCUUCUCUUACAACCGCCCGAUCGCGGGACUGGGCGACGCCGGCGGUAGUGUCAAGGACCCUUCCUUUGUGGGCAGCAUCCAGGACCGAUGA